AGGACCAACAACCGAAGUCAGGCCUUUGGCAGAUGGGCACCGGUAUCCUCAACUAACCCGCAGGAUGGAGACCAUGCCCUUAAACUCUCCGAAGGAGCCAUCCGCGGGUGAGGAUAGAGAAGACUGUCAAGGCAAUGGAGUCCUACAGAAAGGGGUCCCUGCCUCGGGCCAGAAAGCUGAGCCCAGCCAGAUCUCCAACGGGUACUCAGCAGUUCCGAGCCCCGCAGGAGAUGACACCCAGCACUGCGCCCCAGCAGCUACCACAACCUUAGCCACAGAGGUUCAUCAAGGGGAACGGGAGACCUGGGGCAAGAAAGUGGAUUUCCUCCUCUCUGUCAUUGGCUACGCUGUGGACCUGGGCAAUGUCUGGCGCUUUCCCUACAUAUGCUACCAGAACGGAGGAGGGGCGUUCCUCCUUCCCUACACCAUCAUGGCCAUUUUUGGAGGGAUCCCGCUCUUCUACAUGGAACUUGCGCUGGGCCAGUACCACAGAAAUGGAUGCAUUUCAAUAUGGAGGAAGAUCUGCCCAAUAUUCAAAGGAAUUGGUUAUGCCAUCUGCAUCAUUGCUUUCUACAUCGCCUCCUACUACAACACCAUCAUGGCCUGGGCACUCUACUACCUCAUCUCCUCCUUCACGGACAAGCUGCCCUGGACCAGCUGCGAGAACCCCUGGAACACCGGCAACUGCACCAACUACUUCUCUGAGGACAAUGUCACCUGGACGCUCCACUCCACGUCCCCAGCGGAAGAGUUUUACACACGCCACGUUCUACAGCUCCACCGGUCACAGGGACUCCAGGACCUGGGGGGCAUCAGCUGGCAGCUUGCCCUCUGCAUCAUGCUGAUCUUCACCGUCGUCUACUUCAGCAUCUGGAAAGGUGUCAAAACAUCUGGAAAGGUGGUGUGGGUGACAGCUACUUUCCCUUACAUCAUCCUCUCCAUCCUGCUGGUGAGGGGGGCCACCCUCCCUGGAGCCUGGAGGGGUGUCCUCUUUUACCUGAAACCCAACUGGCAGAAACUCCUGGAGACAGGGGUGUGGGUGGACGCCGCGGCUCAGAUCUUCUUUUCUCUUGGUCCCGGCUUUGGAGUUCUGUUGGCUUUUGCCAGCUACAACAAGUUCAACAACAACUGUUACCAAGAUGCCCUGGUGACCAGUGUGGUGAACUGCAUGACGAGCUUUGUUUCAGGAUUUGUCAUCUUCACGGUACUUGGAUAUAUGGCCGAGAUGAGGAACGAAGACGUGUCUGAAGUGGCCAAAGAUGCAGGCCCCAGCCUCCUCUUCAUCACAUAUGCAGAAGCCAUAGCCAACAUGCCAGCAUCCACGUUCUUCGCCAUCAUCUUCUUCCUGAUGUUAAUCACCUUGGGCUUGGAUAGUACGUUCGCAGGUUUGGAGGGGGUGAUCACAGCUGUGCUGGAUGAGUUCCCCCACAUCUGGGCCAAGCGUCGGGAGUGGUGUGUGCUGGGGGUGGUUACCACUUGCUUCUUUGGAUCUCUGGUCACCCUGACUUUUGGAGGGGCCUACGUGGUGAAGCUGCUGGAGGAAUAUGCGACAGGGCCUGCGGUCCUCACGGUCGUACUGAUUGAAGCAGUCGCUGUGUCUUGGUUCUAUGGUAUCACUCAGUUCUGCAGUGACGUGAAGGAAAUGCUUGGCUUCAGCCCUGGAUGGUUUUGGAGGAUCUGCUGGGUAGCCAUCAGCCCUCUGUUUCUCCUGUUCAUCAUUUGCAGUUUUUUGAUGAGCCCCCCAGAGCUACGACUUUUCCAAUAUAAUUACCCCCACUGGAGUGUCAUCUUAGGUUACUGCAUAGGAACCUCGUCAUUCAUCUGCAUUCCUGCAUAUAUCAUUUAUCGACUGAUCACCACUCCAGGGACCUUUAAGGAGCGCAUUAUUAAAAGUAUCACUCCAGAAACGCCAACAGAGAUUCCCUGUGGCAUCCGUUUGAAUGCUGUGUGAAAACACACUUCAUUGAGAGGAAGAUGGCUCCCCACCAGCCUCUCCCCCUUACAUCUGACCUUGUCACACCUCGACUUCUCCCCUCAAAGUGAAUGAGUUUCCAGCUAAACCUGACAACGGAAGGGUCUCCUUUACAGAGACGCAG
Messenger RNA from Elephantulus edwardii (Cape elephant shrew), 2096 nucleotides. It is a transcript of the gene SLC6A4, whose product is annotated as solute carrier family 6 (neurotransmitter transporter), member 4. NCBI's taxonomy places the organism in Eukaryota, Metazoa, Chordata, Mammalia, Macroscelidea, Macroscelididae. The transcript has 13 exons. The coding region runs from base 65 to 1951 and encodes 628 amino acids. Gene Ontology annotation, molecular function: serotonin binding; serotonin:sodium:chloride symporter activity. Gene Ontology annotation, biological process: serotonin uptake; sodium ion transmembrane transport. The record is from RefSeq and is a predicted model, not a curated record. Gene Ontology annotation, cellular component: plasma membrane; neuron projection.